AUGAUCAUGUCUGGUUCUAAGCAUUUUAGCGAAAUAGAUUUCGACGGCAUAACCUUUUCAGAUGAGGACUUGAAGGGAGUUGAACUCCCCCACAACGAUGCACUUGUUGUUUCCAUGAUGGUGGCAAACGCUAAGGUGGACAAGAUCUUUGUCACCUCUGGCUUUGGACCCCGUCUUCUUUACCUUUCCACUCUGGAGAAAGUCUUGGGGCUCAGCAUAGUUAGCAUUAGCAUGCUCCUCCUGAGGAUAGCAUUGAAGAAGCUAGAUGAGCUUAUUGGCUCUCAACAUAAUGCUGGAGUUGGAGAAGUAAGAGGAGAUCAGAAGAAGGCUAGAGAGUGUGAGAAGGCUCUCCAGGAACUAGCAGAGCGCAAGGCCUCUCAAGGAACCGCUGGAACCAAAUGA
Messenger RNA from Prunus armeniaca (apricot), 402 nucleotides. NCBI's taxonomy places the organism in Eukaryota, Viridiplantae, Streptophyta, Magnoliopsida, Rosales, Rosaceae. The record is from the annotation of a GenBank genome assembly.